Messenger RNA from Pyricularia grisea, 1344 nucleotides. RefSeq lists its product as uncharacterized. Bases 1 to 1344 code for a protein of 447 amino acids. The record is from RefSeq and is a predicted model, not a curated record. Gene Ontology annotation, molecular function: hydrolase activity. NCBI's taxonomy places the organism in Eukaryota, Fungi, Ascomycota, Sordariomycetes, Magnaporthales, Pyriculariaceae. The transcript has a single exon.
AUGGAAUACAAACAGCAGACGGGCCUCGUGGCCCCGCGCCUCAUCAUCCACGGCGGCGCGGGUAAUAUCACCCCCGAGAACCUCCCACCGGAACGCUACAACGCCUUUCGGGAAGCUCUGUUGACAAUAGUCACCAAGACCCACGCCUACAUGACCACGCCUUCGCCUGGCAUAGCGGCGGAAAAGUCCAAGGCGCAACUCCUGCCAGACGCGCUCGACGUAGCCGUACAUGCAGUCCUGCAGCUUGAGGACAACCCGCUGUUCAACGCCGGCCACGGAGCGGUCUUCACCCGCGAUGGUAUCAACGAGCUGGAGGCCUCCGUCAUGGUGUCCCGCGGUCAUGCGAAGCGUGCAGUGGGUGUGGCUGGCCUGCGGAGAGUGCGCCACCCAAUCCUGCUGGCUCGUAAAAUCCUUGAACAUGGAGACGAUGACCUCAGCGUAAACGACAGCCGCGGCGCGGCUCCAGAUGUGCCAUCUGCCCAGGGCCACACUCUUCUAUUUGGCGAGACGGCCGAGGUCCUGGCGCGCGACCAUUACGGGCUGGAGAUGGUAGAGCCUGAGUACUUCUUCACUCAGCGUCGGUGGGACGAACACAUCCGAGGCCUGCAGCGGGAGCGCGAGUCCAACGGCCGGGCCUCGGCGAGCUGGUCUGCCAAGGAGUACGUGCCGCAAGGCACAGUCGGCGCUGUAGCGCUUGAUUCCAACGGUGUCAUAUGCGUUGCGACAAGCACAGGUGGCCUCACCAAUAAACUGACUGGGCGCAUCGGAGACACUCCCUCGCCCGGCUCUGGGUUCUGGGCCGAGGAAUGGGUUGAAAAUGGUGACCCCACUGGUUCGCAAGGCUUGCAAAAAAUGCUUUCACAGCCUGGUCCAGCUGUUCAGCUGAGCCCUUCCCUCCAAAGUCUGAUAGCCGACUGUCUUCCCACUCCACUGCUGCGCAUGCCUUUCCCCAACGAUCAGAAGCGCUCAGUCACCACAACACGCUCCUUUGCUGGGUCGGGCACCGGCAACGGCGAUAGCUUUAUGCGUGUUGGGGCGCUCCGGACAGUUGCCGCCAUGGCGCGCUUCAAGCAGAUCUCCUCAUCGCACGCUCUCAGCGCUGUCGCUGGUCCCGGAGGAGAGCUUCAGCGCAGUGCACAGGACAGAUGGGGCCUGAAGGGCGAAGGCGAAGGUGGAAUCAUUGGUAUUGAGUGUGCAAUCGUGACCGAUGAUAGGGGUCGCAUUAUGGAAUCGAGAACCGAUAUUGUGCACGAUCACAACUGUGGCGGUAUGUUCCGGGCGUGGGUUGAUAUCAACGGCGAGGCGCACUUCAAAGUUUUUCUGAACGAUGCUGGUAUGAUCUGA